Molecule: messenger RNA, 2271 nt
Organism: Anguilla anguilla (European eel)
Lineage: Eukaryota; Metazoa; Chordata; Actinopteri; Anguilliformes; Anguillidae
Product: signal peptide peptidase-like 2A
Exons: 16
Coding region: 230-1816 (528 amino acids)
Biological process (GO): membrane protein proteolysis
Cellular component (GO): lysosomal membrane; cytoplasmic side of endoplasmic reticulum membrane; lumenal side of endoplasmic reticulum membrane
Molecular function (GO): aspartic endopeptidase activity, intramembrane cleaving
Source: RefSeq, a predicted model, not a curated record
UGGCAAACGGAAGAGGAAAUGAAACAGUGCGCAAGCAAACUACAAGUAUGAAGCUAGAGUGUGCUGCUCUCUCGUGUAUCACCAUGAAGCUAACGCUAGCCAACGGUGAACAGGGCAAAAUUGAAACCUUGAUUCAGUAGCUGGAUUACAUUACUGAUAAGUUAGUCUACUGUGUCAACAUAGUGUUUUUCACACAUCAAACGUUAGAUUGCAAGCUGAAUGUACGAACAUGGUCCGGUUAAUGACGCCUGUUUUACUUCUAUGCUACAUUUACAUGUCUCAGGUGCAAUCUGAACAAGGAUUCCUGUACAUCUCCAGUGGACUCUCACACAAAGAGUAUUGUAUCACUUACAGUUCAUCAUGGACAAAUCUGUCAAAGUCUCUCGGGGAUGCUGUGGAGUAUCCAUUAGUGAACUUGACCUCCUCGACCCUCUGCAAUAUUUCGGGGCCGGGUCCUGUUGUGCUGAAGGGGAAGGCGGUGGUAGUGAUGAGAGGGGGAUGCGAAUUUGUCCAAAAAGCAGUGAUGGCCCAGGACCUUGGAGCAACUACCAUUCUCAUCGCAAGCAAAACGCCCCUGGUCACCCCCUCUUCCAAUGAUACGGAUCACAGGGAAGUUAAGAUUCCUUUGGCCCUCAUGAGAUACAGAGACACUGAGGAUGCACUAGAGAUGUUUCCGGAAGGAAUGUCGGUGAAGCUGUAUGCUCCCUCUGCACCCCGGUUUGACGUCAGUAUCCUGGUCAUGUUAGCAGUUGGUGUCUUCACUGUUGCUAUGGGAGGCUACUGGAGUGGCACAGCUGAAAGGGAUGCUCUGUGCACUUCUUCUGCUCUCCCCCCUGCUAUGGGGGAAGGUGGGGAGGGCAGCCGGGAGGCCAGGGCUCAUGGCGGAGACCUCGCCGUUUCCUCCCCUGUCAAAGUCGUCAUCUUCGUGGUGUUCAUGAGCGCCAUGCUGGUUCUGAUGUUUUUCUUCUACAAAUGGCUGGUCUAUGUGAUCAUCGUGGUGUUCUGCCUGGCCUCUGCGUUGGCUUUGUACAGCUGUCUGAAUGCACUGUUGGAGAAACUGGGGUGCACAAACAGCAGCAUCCCCUGUCUAGGUGAACGUGCAUCCGGGAUUGUGAGGGCUGUGGUUUUGGCUGCUGUCUGCAUUUCCGUGGCUGUGGUCUGGGGCGUGUACCGGAACGAGGACAGAUGGAUCUGGGUUCUGCAAGAUCUGCUCGGUAUGGCAUUUUGUAUAAACUUCAUGAAGACCAUCACUGUCUCCAACUUCAAGAUCUGCGUCAUCCUGCUGAGCCUCCUGCUCGUGUACGAUGUCUUCUUUGUUUUCAUCACCCCUUUAUUCACCAAGAAUGGACAGAGUAUCAUGGUUCAGGUGGCAGUUGGCACCGGUUCGGAUGAAAAGCUUCCCAUGGUCAUGAAGGUCCCCAGAUUUUCAUCCUGGAAACAGGAUGCCUGUGGGAUUCAAUUUUCCAUCCUGGGCUUUGGGGACCUGAUUGUGCCAGGUUUGGUGGUGGCCUACUGUCACAGGUUUGAUGUAUGGACUAACAGCACAAAGAAGAUCUACUUCAUUUCCUGCACCAUAGGCUACCUCUCAGGACUGAUCUGCACCUUCAUCAUCAUGAUCCUGAGCGGAAUGGCUCAGCCCGCCCUUCUGUACCUGGUACCAUUCACCCUGCUCACCUGCACCGCCGUUGCCUGUCACAAGCACCAGCUCAAACCCUUCUGGACCGGAACCAGGAUCGGGUAUGAGGUGUUGGACUCUUCGAGGGACCCACUGUUACAGGAUGAAGGACAGGAGUACGAGCCAAUACAAAGCAGGUGAUGAAGUUUACAAGUGAUCCAGAACAUAACUCCUGGAUGAAUGUCUUUUUUUUUUACCUUAAUUAAACAUUUUCCACAAAGGAAAUGUUGGUCUUAACAGAUGACAAUAACACAUUAAAAGGUUUCCUAUCUAGAGAUUUUUAUUUCAGUUUAAGCUUUUCAAUUUCAACUGCUUUAUGAUUAUACUGAGAAAUAUAUUCAUCUGGAAUAUAAUUUGCUGCCUAUUGAGAUAUAUAAUUAUGGAAAGACUGGUUAGUGCUUGUGUAGUAGUAUGUGUGUGUGUGCGUAUGCGUGCAUGUUCUUGUUUGUUGUCUAUGACUGACAAGCUGAUGAAGCUUUGUUUUCCGAUAUGAAUGGUUAUUCUGGAAGGGAAACUGUAACUGUUUUUGAAUGUUUUUGUUUUAUUAAUUUGGAAUCUCACUGACUGUUAUAAUUAAAACAUUUUUACUGACAGUA